AUGAAGAGCGCAGUGCUGGUCACGGGGGCGUCGCGCGGCUUCGGCCGCUGCUUGACGCUCGACUUCGCGCGUCUGCUCAAGACUCAGGACCUCGAUCUGUGCGUGGACCUGGGCAACCCGGCUGACUACGCGGCGAAGGUGGACCAGGUGCUGCUGCAGUUGGCGGCGCAGAGCUACGACCGCGUCUUCCUUGUGCACAACGCAGGGUCGUUGGGCCAGCUCGGAGUCGUACAGGAGUGUGCCUCAUCCCCGACGGAGCUAGCGCAGUACUGGGAGCUGAACGUGACGUCCGUUUUGUGGCUCAACAAGCGCUUCCUGGACGUCUUCGGGGCCUCGAGGGACGAGUUGCUGGCCGCGACUCCCGCUACUGGUGACGAGAAGACGCAGCUGGUGAUCGUCAACAUCACGUCGCUGUGUGGCAUCGAGCCCUUCAAGACGCACAUGAUGUACUGUAGUGGCAAGGCGGCGCGCGAGAUGCACCACCGUGUGAUCGCGACAGAGCAGCAGGUGGUGGACAAGGUGCGCGUGCUGCAGUACUCGCCCGGACCGAUGGACACGGACAUGCAGAAGACAAUCCGCGAGUCGCCGUGUGUGGACCCUGAGCUUCGGAAGCAGUUCGAGGACAUGAAGGCUCAAGGCACGCUGAUCCCACCAGCCCAAUCUUCGCAGCGUGGAGUGAAACUUGCUAUUAGUGGGGACUACGAGACUGGAGCGCAUGUGGACUAUUAUGACUUGGAUUCUCCAACCAAGGAGUAA
Molecule: messenger RNA, 756 nt
Organism: Phytophthora sojae
Lineage: Eukaryota; Oomycota; Peronosporomycetes; Peronosporales; Peronosporaceae
Exons: 2
Coding region: 1-756 (251 amino acids)
Biological process (GO): tetrahydrobiopterin biosynthetic process
Molecular function (GO): sepiapterin reductase (NADP+) activity
Source: RefSeq, a predicted model, not a curated record